Messenger RNA from Cyphellophora europaea CBS 101466, 2199 nucleotides. RefSeq lists its product as uncharacterized. Bases 1 to 2199 code for a protein of 732 amino acids. Gene Ontology annotation, biological process: tRNA processing. The transcript has a single exon. Lineage: Eukaryota; Fungi; Ascomycota; Eurotiomycetes; Chaetothyriales; Cyphellophoraceae. Gene Ontology annotation, molecular function: tRNA dihydrouridine synthase activity; RNA binding; flavin adenine dinucleotide binding. The record is from RefSeq and is a predicted model, not a curated record.
AUGGCCGACGACGGUUCAUUGGGUGCUAACGGCACGACAUCUGAGCCGCCUAUCAAUCAGUCGAAUCUGGACAGCACCGCUACCUCGGUCAAGCGGAAGGCUGAAAUCCCCGAGGACGAGAGCAAUGCUGAAAGCAAGCGCCGAAAAGGCACUGCGCCCAUCAAAGCAGAAUAUUUGAUUCCUUCGGACCACCGCCAAGACCAUGCAUCAGAGAUUCAAUUACAGGAGCCGGGUGAUGAUGAUGCCGCCGAGGCUUUCCACCAUCAGGACCGACAACCCACGAGUAAUAACUCUAAGCACAAGCGCCGGGAGAAGAAUCAAGGUCAGAAUAAGGCGAGGAAGUUUGGCAGCUCCAGAGAUGAGAUUCAGCUCUGCUCAAGCAGGACUCGCUACAACGAGUUUUCACCAAAGCAAUGCUCUUUCGGGGACAAAUGUCGGUACGAGCACGAUAUCAGGAAAUAUCUUAAGCACAAGCGCGAGGAUCUGGCCACAUUCACCGGUGUCUGUCCUGUGUUUGAGGUGAAGCAGUCCUGUCCAGUAGGGUGGAAAUGCCGCUUCGUUGGCUCCCACUCCAAGGAAGUCGAGCAUGCAGACGGCCGCAAGGAGCUCGUACUACUCAGCGAACAAGAUACCAAAGACGAGUCCCUCGACAAAGCAAUAGGCGAGGACAAUGAGACUGGUGUCGCCAAUGCUCUCUCUGCUUCCGAGCGUAUCAGUCUGACCAAGAAGAACUUUCCCACUCCAAGGUCAGAUAAGUAUCUCGAAUACGUGGCAUCUCUGAUGGACGAUCAUAAGUCCAACGGAUCAGCCUCAAGAGCACCGCUGCGAAACUCAUCUUCACCCGAGCCUGAAGGCGACGCUAAAGAGGCCAAACAGGAUGACGCUGCCGCUUAUGUCGAACCGCCUCUGCGGCCCUCGGAAAAACGCCGUCUCUACUUCGGUCCUGAUACCCCGGUUCUAGCUCCGCUCACUACGCAAGGCAACCUGCCUUUCCGCCGGCUCUGCAAUUCUCUGGGUGCUACCUUUACCUACUCGGAGAUGGCCAUGUCGAUGCCCCUACUACAGGGGCAGAAGUCAGAAUGGGCGCUCCUCAAAGCCCAUGAAUCCGAGAUCCAGCCUCCCACUUUCACCUCUCAUUCCAACAUCGUCUACGAUUACGGCUACGACCAGUCCCGCGACCUGCACUUCGGUGCCCAGAUCGCCGCCAAUAAGCCAUGGCUGGCAUGCAAAGCGACCGAGAUUCUAACCACCCUCUUGCCGCGAGGGCUCCGGUGCGUCGAUCUGAACGUUGGCUGUCCCAUUGACCUCGUUUACCGUGAAGGCGCCGGUAGUGCUCUCAUGGAUAGCCACCACAAGCUCGAGAAAAUGCUGCGUGGGAUGAAUUACGUCUCAGGCGAGACACCCAUCACGGUCAAAAUUCGCAUGGGCACCAAGGAUAAAUCGCCAACUGCCCAUCGCCUCGUCGACCGCCUGGUCCUUGGUGGGGGACCCAAUCGCGGUGACCCAUGCGGUGUGGCCGCCAUCACACUCCACGGCCGCAGCCGACAGCAACGCUACACACGCUGUGCAGACUGGGACUACAUCUCCGAGACGGCCUCCCUCAUCAAGGACCUCAACGCCAAGCGCGACGCCCUGGUCGACACGGCUCAUGAGCCCGACGCCCGCGACCUGCCCAACACGUCGCCCGCCCGCGCCGGCAAAGUUCACUUUAUCGGCAACGGCGACGUAUACAGCCACGAGCACUACCAAGCCCAUCUGCAGCACGCGCACGUCGACGCCGUCAUGUCCGCGCGCGGCGCCCUCAUCAAGCCCUGGCUCUUCGAGGAGAUCGCCUCCAACCAGUACCUGGACAAGUCGUCGACCGAGCGGCUACGCUACAUCGAGCAGUUCUGCCGCUACGGCCUCGAGGCCUGGGGCUCCGACGAGAUCGGCGUCGGCCAGACCCGCCGCUUCCUGCUCGAGUGGCUGAGCUUCGCCUGCCGCUACGUGCCUGUGGGAUUGCUCGAGUAUCUGCCGCCCAAUAUCCAGGAUCGCCCGCCGAGGUACCGCGGCCGCGAUGAGUUGGAGACGCUCAUGAGCAGUGAUAACUACAAGGAUUGGAUCAAGAUCAGUGAGAUGUUCUUGGGCCCCGCGCACCGGGAUUUCCGCUUCGAGCCAAAGCACAAGAGUAACGCCUAUGAGGGGCAGGCGGAGGGCUAG